Molecule: messenger RNA, 3932 nt
Organism: Cornus florida
Lineage: Eukaryota; Viridiplantae; Streptophyta; Magnoliopsida; Cornales; Cornaceae
Product: villin-3
Exons: 24
Coding region: 591-3440 (949 amino acids)
Biological process (GO): cytoskeleton organization; actin filament severing
Molecular function (GO): actin filament binding
Source: RefSeq, a predicted model, not a curated record
CUCUCUCUAUUUAUCUCCAACAAACUCAGCUAAUAUAACAUACCCAAAAUCUCCUCUCCUUCAUCUUCCCCCAUCUGACCCCACGCCUCCUUUUCUUUAAAGACUUUCUCUCUCUAAAACUCUCUUUCUUCUCUCAGUUCUGAAUAUACUCACAAUUACAAUUCUUUCCCCAAAACCUCAAAAUCCUAUAAAGGUAGAGAGAGAGAAACCAUACAGUAAUUAUUCACUUGCUUUAUAGUACCUCUCUCUUGCCAGCUUUUCAUACUCUCCUCUCCACACCGUCUACUCUCUCUAAAUCACAUCUCAUCAUCAACAUCUUCAGGAGAGAGAAAAAGAGAUCUCAGAAGGAAGAAAGAGUAUGCAGGAAUAUGGAAAACAACCCAAGAUUGGCAUGAUAUGACAGUUAACAUAAAUUGGAGUGAAAGCAAACACAAUUUGGGGGAUCUUUCUGCAUUGUUCUGGUGUUUGCCCAAGUGCCCUACCUGUGGAAUUUAAAGACAGCAGAUUGUGGGAGUUUCAGUGGUCCUGUUCUCUGUUUGAAAAAAAAAAAAAAAAUUAAUAAGAAGGGCAAUUAGGAAGCAUCUGAGACGAUGUCUAGCUCCGUGAAAGCUUUGGAACCUGCAUUUCAGGGAGCGGGUCAGAAAGUAGGAACUGAAAUUUGGAGAAUUGAGAACUUUCUGCCAGUUCCUUUGCCAAAAUCUGAUUAUGGUAAAUUCUACUCAGGCGAUUCAUAUGUUGUGUUGCAGACAACUCCUGGCAAGGGUGGUGCUUAUUUGUAUGAUAUACACUUUUGGCUUGGAAAAGAUACAAGCCAGGACGAAGCUGGAACAGCAGCUAUCAAAACUGUUGAACUUGAUGCAAUUCUUGGUGGGCGUGCAGUACAGCACAGAGAACUUCAAGGUCAUGAAUCUGACAAAUUUUUGUCAUACUUCAAACCAUGCAUUAUACCUCUGGAUGGGGGUGUUGCAUCUGGAUUUAAGAAACCAGUGGAGGAAGAAUUUGAAACACGAUUAUAUACGUGUAGAGGAAAACGAGUUGUCAGAUUGAAGCAGGUCCCUUUUUCUCGGUCCUCUCUGAAUCAUGAUGAUGUUUUUAUCCUGGACACUAAAGAGAAGAUUUUUCAAUUCAAUGGUGCAAACUCCAAUAUCCAGGAAAGGGCAAAGGCAUUGGAAGUAAUUCAGUUUUUAAAGGACAAGUAUCAUGAGGGGAAGUGUGAUGUUGCAAUUGUUGAUGAUGGAAAACUACAAGCCGAGGGAGAUUCUGGUGAAUUCUGGGUCCUCUUUGGCGGCUUCGCUCCAAUUGGCAAAAAGGUUGCUAGUGAAGAUGAUGUUAUUCCAGAGAAGACUCCUGCCAAACUGUAUAGCAUUAUUGAUGGUCAGGUUAAGACCAUUGAUGGUGAACUUUCCAAAAAUAUGUUGGAAAACAAUAAAUGCUAUUUAUUGGACUGUGGUGCUGAGGUAUUUGUUUGGUUUGGCCGGGUAACACAAGUGGAGGAUAGGAAAGCUGCCAGCCAAUCUGCUGAGGAAUUUGUUGCUAGCCAAAAUAGGCCAAAGUCAACACGCAUAACUCGGAUUAUUCAAGGUUAUGAGACACAUUCAUUCAAGUCCAACUUUGAUUCUUGGCCAUCAGGGUCAGCACCCGCUGCUGCUGCUGAGGAGGGAAGAGGAAAAGUGGCAGCUUUGCUGAAGCAACAAGGGGUUGGAGUCAAGGGAAUGACUAAAGGUGCCCCUGUAAAUGAGGAAGUCCCACCUUUGCUAGAAGGAGGGGGGAAAAUUGAGGUAUGGCGCAUUAAUGGUAGUGCCAAGACUCCAGUACUCAAAGAUGACAUAGGUAAAUUUUACAGUGGAGAUUGCUACAUUGUUCUUUACACCUACCACUCUGGUGAUAAGAAAGAAGAUUACUACUUGUGCUAUUGGAUUGGGAAGGACAGCAUUGAGGAGGACCAAAAGAUGGCUGCUAGGUUGGCUACUACAAUGUGCAACUCAUUGAAGGGGAGACCUGUUCAGGGUCGCAUAUUUCAAGGGAAAGAGCCACAACAAUUUGUUGCCAUCUUUCAGCCUAUGGUGGUCCUAAAGGGCGGAUUGAGCUCUGGUUACAAAAACUAUGUCGCAGACAAAGGUUUAAAUGAUGAAACUUACACUGCUGAUAGUGUUGCACUCAUUCAGAUUUCUGGAACAUUUGUGCAUAACAAUAAAGUUGUUCAAGUUGAUGCGGCAGCGGCGUCAUUGAAUUCUAAUGAGUGUUUCCUUCUUCAAUCUGGCUCUUCAAUAUUCUCUUGGCAUGGAAAUCAGAGUACCUUUGAGCAGCAGCAAUUAGCUGCAAAAAUUGCUGAAUUUUUGAAGCCAGGGGUAACUGUGAAACACUCCAAGGAAGGAACUGAGAGCUCAGCCUUCUGGUUUGCACUUGGAGGGAAACAAAGCUACACCAGCAAAAAGGCAGCUCAGGAGGUUGUCAGAGAUCCCCACUUGUUCUCAUUCUCAUUUAAUAAAGGAGGAAAGUUUGAGGUCGAAGAAAUUUAUAACUUUUCUCAAGAUGACCUGUUGACUGAGGACAUCUUGAUACUAGACACGCAUGCUGAAGUAUUUGUUUGGGUUGGUCAGUCUGCAGUCCCCGAAGAAAAGCAAAAUGCCUUUGCAAUUGGUCAGAAAUACAUAGAGAUGGCCACAGCUCUGGAGGGGUUAUCAUCAUCUGUACCACUAUAUAAAAUCACGGAGGGAAAUGAACCAUGCUUCUUCACAACCUUUUUUACUUGGGAUCCUGCAAAAGCUACUGCUCAUGGGAACUCAUUUCAAAAGAAGGUUAUGUUACUCUUUGGGGCAGGUCAUGCUGUGGAGGAUAAGUCCAAUGGGUCCAAUCAGGGAGGACCAACACAGAGAGCUUCAGCUUUAGCUGCCCUAUCCUCUGCAUUUAAUCCAUCUUCUGGGUCCAAAACUGGUGCUGCUCUAAGGCCAUCAGGCGCCAAUCAGGGAUCACAGAGAGCAGCUGCUGUAGCUGCUUUAUCUUCAGUUCUUUCUGCUGAAAAGAAGCGCUCUCCUGAAGCCUCUCCUGCACGACCCACUAGAAGUCCGCCGGCAGAAGCUAGCCCUCAUGCCGAAACGAAGAGUGAAAAUACCCAUUCAGAGGUAGAGAAUUCUAAAGAUGCUUCCGAAGUUGAGACAGAGGUCCUUAAGCCUGUAUCAGAGAGUAAUGGUGAGGAUUCAGGACCAAAGCAAGAGGCAGUGCAAGAUGAAAAUGGUUGUGAAAGUGGUCGAAGUACGUUUAGUUAUGAACAGCUGAAGGCUCAUUCUGACAACCCAGUAUCUGGAAUUGAUUUUAAACGAAGAGAGGCUUAUCUGUGUGAUGAGGAAUUCAAGGAUGUGCUGGGGAUGACGAAAGAAGCAUUCUAUAAAUUGCCAAAAUGGAAGCAGGAUAUGCAUAAGAAGAAAGUCGAUCUCUUCUAGGGACUGAUUCACCAAAUUCGAGUGAUUUCUCUCCUUUUGCAUCUUUACUUGCAAUUCCUUGAAUGUCUUGACUCUUUUCUACCAGAGCAACGUGGUUUUUAUUGAUCCACCAUCCCUAGAUUGCCAUAUCUCGAGUUUUUCUGUUUGCUGGAUGACGACCACAGCUGUUGUUAGUAUUGGUAUCCAUUGUGUGAUGCCCCUGAAGAGUGCUUUUUUUCCCCUCUUUAACUACUGCUACAUAUGUUAUGGUCAAACAUUGUAGAUUAAAGACAGCAGGCAAGUCACUUAUCAACAAAAAAAAAAAAAAAAAAAAAAAAAAAGACAGCAGGCAAGUCGAUUCUUUCAUUUGGUUGGUAUGUAUCUCAGUUUGUGGUUCUUGACUACGUAUUUCUUUGUUUUAAAUCAUUUAUUUGUCAAAAAAGGGUGUAUAUGUGUUGCAUUUGUACCGAAUUACAAUAUUAAUGAAUUAAGAAUUUGUUGUUUGCCAUCAAA